Molecule: messenger RNA, 1884 nt
Organism: Capronia epimyces CBS 606.96
Lineage: Eukaryota; Fungi; Ascomycota; Eurotiomycetes; Chaetothyriales; Herpotrichiellaceae
Exons: 9
Coding region: 1-1884 (627 amino acids)
Molecular function (GO): hydrolase activity, acting on ester bonds
Source: RefSeq, a predicted model, not a curated record
AUGCAUGCACGCAUGGUCAAACCUAGCAUAGCGCUGGUCAUCGCCAGCGCUGGACUUGUUCACUCUUUCAGCCUUGCGGACAUUAAGCAUGUGGUCAUGUUCAUGCAGGAGAACCGUUCGUUUAAUCAUUACUUUGGCACCAUGGCUGGUGUCCGUGGAUUUUCCGACCCGAAUGUCCCAAUCAACCCGAAAACCGGCAAGCCGGUGUGGUACCAGGACGUGAGCACUCUCACCGAUGAGACCGACUAUCUUCUUCCUUUCUGGCUGAACUAUGCUGGCGACGAGUGGAAGACUCGUACCCAGUGCAUGAACCCCGGGUCCAACGACUGGGCCCACACCCAGUCGGCCAUGAACAAUGGAAGCAUGGAUUUGUGGGCGGUGCACUCGGCCCCUCAAGCCCUGGGUUACUUCAAGAAGGAAGAUAUCCCCUUCCACUGGGCUUUGGCCGAAGCCUACACCGUGGGAGACCACUACACGGCGUCUAUCCUGUCCAACACUGACCCGAACCGUUGGUUCUGGCAAUCCGGCUCUAUCAAUGUCCCUGGCGGGCCUCAGCCUCUUGGUUCUGGAGGCAUUGUGCUGGAUGAUAACCAAACACCAGGCUGCGAAGGCGAGAACCUCAACUGUGUGCCGUUGGACUGGCCCGCUGUGGCAGAAAUCUACGAGAAUGCUGGCGUCGACUGGCGCUGCUACAUGAACAAGUGGGACUACGCCACCAACAACGGCUUCAACUACUUCAACGCUUUCAUGAACGGGCCGGCAAACUCGAGCCUCCGCGCUCGGGGAACGGACUUCAGUGCCCAGAACUCCCUGGACGCCUUCUAUCAAGACGCUCUGAACGGCACCCUGCCUGAAGUCAGCUGGGUCUUCCCUCCCGGCAGCCUUCAGGAGCACCCGCCCCGGGCCCCGGUGGAUGGUGCUUGGCUGAUGAAAUCUCUCGUGGAUGCCGUGAUCCACGGUCCUGACUACAACAGCACCGUAUUCAUCAUCAUGUAUGAUGAGGCUGGUGGUUUUGCUGAUCACGUUUGGCCAUUCCACUCCCCCUACGGCACCCCUGGUGAAUGGUUCCAAGACCCGUACAACGAAUACGGCUACACAUUCUCCGGACCCGGUGUCCGAGUGCCUCUCUUCCUCAUCUCCCCUUUCACUCGCGGCGGGAAGGUCUUCACCGAGCACGCCGACCACGCCUCUCAGAUUCUGUUCGUUGAGGAAUUUCUCAAGGCCAAGGGCUACCAGAACAUCACGACUGGCCAGAUGUCGGACUGGCGCCGAAAGCACAUGUCCAACCUACUGGGCGCGUUUGACUUUGAGAAUCCGGAUUUCUCCAUUCCCGAGUUCCCGCAACCCCCGACGCCCAAUAAGGACAGCAACGGCAACAUGAUCGGGCUGGACGCAUACUGCAACGCCGAAUACGGCGGCGACGUGGUGCCUCCGAUCCCCUAUGGCAAGCAAACGCUCGAAGACGCGCUGUUCUACGAAGACGGGUUCAAGGGUGUGCGCGGCGCCCUGACUGAAGGGCGCCACCUGGUCUUCGAGGCCGUCGGCUACGCUCUGACCAGCGGCCAGGCCAAGCUGACGGGCACCAAGGCCACUGCGCAGCACGAGAACCCGGACCAGCGUCUCGUCGUGCACAUCAACGAGCUCGGUGGCAACCAGUUCAAGAUCUCCAACGACAAGGGCGACCAGUGGCUGGGUGAGGCGGCGGAUUGGUAUCCGUCCGAAGACCAAGGCUGCUGGUAUUACAUCAACUACCUCGGCAAUGGAGCCUACAACAUCCAGCAGGUCAAUGGCGGCAAGUACAUCAACCUCAAGGGGGCCGGCCAUAUUUCUAUUGCCCACGAGCCUGUCAACUACAAACUCUACAGUGUGUCUUAUCACGACUAG